Molecule: messenger RNA, 2860 nt
Organism: Cheilinus undulatus (humphead wrasse)
Lineage: Eukaryota; Metazoa; Chordata; Actinopteri; Labriformes; Labridae
Product: regulator of G-protein signaling 21
Exons: 5
Coding region: 43-624 (193 amino acids)
Source: RefSeq, a predicted model, not a curated record
GUAACAGACGUUGUAGCUCCUCAGAGAAACAGGGAUGAUACGAUGCCGAAAUUUUUGUUUUCAAGGAUUAAGUUUUAUGAAAUUAAAGAUCUCAUGCAAAAUGUGAAGAGGCCAAGACGAAUCGAUAUUGUUCUUUAUCGAAAGAGACAAAAAAAGGACAUACAAUGCCUUAUGGUACAGAAAAUAAACAAGGAGACAAACCCUUCAAAACCAAGUUGGUGGACUGACAAUGAUCUACACCCAACUCUGGAAAAAAUGCUUCAGGAUAAAAAAUAUUUAGCGGCAUUUCGUGCCUUCCUGCAGUCGGAGUUCAGUGAAGAAAACAUCGAGUUCUGGCUCGCAUGUGAGGAUUUCAGGUCAACCGCCUCAUUGGAUGAUCUUCAUUGGAAAGCCGAAAAGAUCUACAAGGAGUUCAUUGAGCCUACGGCCUGCAGAGAGAUCAAUGUUGACUACCACAUUAAGGAAGACAUCAAGAAGUCUUUGGAAGAGCCGAGUCAUUCAUGCUUUGAUGAGGCUCAGAAACAUGUUUACCUGCUGAUGGAAAGAGACUCUUGGCCCAGAUUCCUGAACUCAGAUACCUACUUGAAUCUAAAUCUUAAGUCCAGAACUCUUUGGUACAUUUAGCUUAAAACAUGGCCAUUGAAACUCUGCACCAACCAUAGACUGUGUAUUAGAAGUGGAUCUAGCUAAUGGGACAUCAACUACUCAUUUGUUGCCUUGUGUUCGGCAUUGCGACCAUCAUCAUCUUGUUUUAUGGAACCAGUUGUUACCAUAAUUGGAGACAAAGAAAGCAAGGUUAGGUUAAAACUUUGUUCAAUUCAUCUUGGUUAACUCUAGACCCACAGGCUUCAGAGUUCUUGCUUUCUGUUAUGUCAGUGCCAACUACAGAGACUUUCUUUUGAAUGCAAUUUGUCAGGCAGCCAAUGUGGUUACAUGUUAAUAAAAAGGGAUCCACUGCUAUACCCUGACUUAUUCUCCAUUUUACUCUAAAUGGGACCAAAUUUUAAAUCAUCAUGCUGUUUUUAAAAAGACUCUGAACUUAAGAGAUAAUUGACUAAUAUGAAAAUAAUGACUGAGAUGAUAAAAGCACUCUGUGUGUUGACAUGCAGUAGAAAAGGUCAAAUUGUUGAAUUAGUCCAAUUACAACAGGACUUUUAUUAAAAUACAUAUAGAUCAUACUAAUCUGAAUUUCUCAAAGUUAGACCAACACAAAAAGAUAAUGCAUUUGGACAUGUUUUUCCUCUUGCAUUUACAUAUACACCUCAGUUGCACCCAAACUACAAUAGGUGUGUUGCACAUGCUCCACAGCAACUGUGCAAAGCUUUGACCCAAAAGUCAAAUGGCAGUAUAUGUAGCUUAACAGUUUUCAAAAUGUUCCGUGGCUUCUGAUAUCUCCUUUAGCAAGAGUAAGAACAUGCAUUACAUUUUCAGCACAAGUAAAGCCAAAAGUACGUACAAAAUGUAUAGAAAUGAAAAGCUGCCCAUGUCUUCACCAAUACACAAUCAGUUAUCAGUUGCUAACAUUAGCCUGGUCAACCAGAAGAAGAUCCAACAGCAGCUUCCUGAUUUGGGAUAUGUCACAACCUACUGUAGCACUGUCAGACAUACUUCCUCAAAUAUUUCACUUCUCUACUUGUCCUCUUAAACUGGGUCAAGCAUGGUAGUCCAGUUAGCCUUAUCAAGAUAUUGUUAAGAGCAGUCCAACAUCACUUUCCAUUCUAUGGAGUGUCCACAAUUCGAUUUGGGGUAGAAUAAAAACAGCCAGAGAAACACGUGUUUUCUGCUUCAAACAAUGAAGAAGUCAUAUUUUAAAAUGUUUGUGUGGCUUAAAUUAUCUUCUUAUAAAAGAAGAGUUCUGGGACUUUUGACUGAAACUAAAGUAAAGUUGUAAAAUGUGGUACAAAUGACUUUAAGCCAAAGAUAAAUCUACCUGUUUACAGAUUCCCCAUACAUUCACUGAAAUUUUAACAGCAUUUUAAAAGUUACCUCAAACUCAUUUAACAUGGUUAAAAAACAAACAGAGGGUAUGUGAUGUUAGUUACAACAUCUCUGGUCACAUGAUGAGAUCUUAUGUCCAGUUUGAUGGAGACCGUCUGAACAAAUGUUAUCAUACAACUAUAACUUUGAUGAUUUUAUAAUGUUAUGAAGUCAAUCCUUGUUCAGAAAAUUCAUCAUUUGUAUGUUUAACUCUCUACCCAUUGGAUUUGGGCUCCUAAUAACCAUUAAACUGUGGGGGUUUUUUUUGUAUUUGAAGCUUUUAAAUCACUUAAGACCCUGUCUUUCUCAUUAACCUCUAUUCAUUUUGAUGUUUUUUCAACCAGAAAGGGCAGGAUCAGCAUUAUUUUGGCAAAGUACAUGGGCAGAUUACUACUAUGAAUAACUUUACCUUCACUCAACUUUGCAUGUAAACAUAUCAACUGAGAAUUUGGCCCUACAUAACAACAAUACAGUUUCAAGAGCUUUGGCUCUGCUUGCCAGACCCAGAGGCUCUGUCCACUUCUAAUCUACAGUCUAUGGUAUCAACUGUUCUUCUUCAAUGCUUGUCUUUUUGUUCUUUCUUACUGUAUUUGGCUGAAUUUGAUAUUUAUUUCACACUGUUUGAGUUUGGAGGCAUGAUGUUUGAUGAAAUGUUGUUGAAUACAAACAAGUCAAACAACUUGAAGGAAAAAGUCAUGUGAGUGGAAAAAAGUAUGUGAAGUAGUGGAAAAAGUAUGAUGUCAUUAUCAGCAGUGCAGACAAUACAAAAGGAUGGAGUUGUUGGGAAUACAGUAUGUGCUACCUGAAUGUUUUUGUAAGUUUAGCUGGUGUUUCCAGUAUGAAGAAAUAAAGAAUGAUAAGUAAAUGGUUUCUGACAUGUGGA